AUGGAGAUUGUCCCAGCUGAGGAUAAAUCCAUACCAAUUACAAAAGGCUCAUACAAGGAUACCCUUUUGACGGGUCCUGGCCUUGAGGGCGACCAUGACGAGUAUCUCAGCGUGGAUGACCGUGAACCUAACCCUGAGGACAAAUGGUAUCAAGAUGAUGAGGACGGGAAAAAUGUCGAGAAACCUUUCAACCCUUGCCCUACGAUCCCAGUGUCGAAAGAGAAAUUUGAGGAGUGGUGCAAACCAUGGAAAAAUGCUCUCAUGGUCAAGGUGUUGGGCAAACGCGUGACUUUUGCGUUUAUGGAGCAACGUCUUCGCAGGGAUUGGGAAAGCAAAGGUAAGAUUCAUGUUAUUGAUAUGAAUCAUGACUAUUUUUUGGUUCACUUUUCAGAUGAGGAGGACUACACACAUGCGUUGAUGGAAGGACCCUGGAUGAUAGCCGGCCACUAUCUUAUUAUUCAGAGAUGGAGACCUUUUUUCCUAUCAGGUCCCACAGAAGUAAGGAAAAUCGCUGCUUGGAUCCGCAUCCCGAAUCUUCCGAUUGAACUCUAUAACCACCGUUUUCUUUGGAGGGUUGGAUCCACUAUUGGCCAUAUGCUAAAAGUUGAUCGCACAACAUCAAUUCAUUCGAGGGAAAAAUUUGCUCGUAUAUGUGUUGAAAUCGACUUGGCCAAACAACUGGUUCCCCGGAUCUCGGUCCUUGGAAGUGAACUUCACCUUGAAUAUGAAGGGUUGCACCAAAUCUGCUUUUCCUGUGGCAAAUAUGGUCAUAGAUCAGACCAAUGCAUGGAAAACCUCGCAGCUGGCGACAAACCCAUGGAAGACACUCACGUCGAGGAUACCACUCCGGUGGAGGUACCGGUCCGGAGAGAGGGUGACCAAAAUGGAAAGUCUGAGAAUCCACAAAAUCAGCAAAAUCACGACAACGACAUACCCAACGCGGAUUUCGGGCCAUGGAUGCUGGUUAAAAGAUACGUCGACAGAAAGAAAGCUCAAUCAAGGCAGAACAAAUCUCAAGCCAAUCAGGUAAAGAAUCCUAGCCAUAACUCCAUAAUAGAGGGGACUCAAAAAAGGAAAGAUCCGGAACUGGGAUCCCGAUUUGCUAUUUUGCAUGGGGAAAGUGCGGAGAUCAUGCAGGACACAAAGAAAGAUUCAGAUAAGGGCCAAGAGCAUGGGAAGGAGAUUGGGCCGCAAAAACCCCAGGCCCAAGAAGUAACGGGUAGAUCCCAAACCCAAAAACGAACCCCCAAACCGGGUGCAGGAAAGAACCCGCAAACUUUGAAGAAAACCACACCCACUCCUAGGGUCUCUCUGGUACAGGGGGAAUUCAUCGCAUAA
Messenger RNA from Arachis ipaensis, 1338 nucleotides. RefSeq lists its product as uncharacterized. Lineage: Eukaryota; Viridiplantae; Streptophyta; Magnoliopsida; Fabales; Fabaceae. Gene Ontology annotation, molecular function: nucleic acid binding; zinc ion binding. The record is from RefSeq and is a predicted model, not a curated record.